This is a messenger RNA of Colletotrichum destructivum, 1122 nucleotides long. Its product is annotated as Putative CCAAT/enhancer-binding protein C/EBP. Gene Ontology annotation, biological process: regulation of transcription by RNA polymerase II; DNA-templated transcription. Gene Ontology annotation, molecular function: DNA-binding transcription factor activity, RNA polymerase II-specific; RNA polymerase II cis-regulatory region sequence-specific DNA binding. Lineage: Eukaryota; Fungi; Ascomycota; Sordariomycetes; Glomerellales; Glomerellaceae. The record is from RefSeq and is a predicted model, not a curated record. The transcript has 2 exons. The coding region runs from base 255 to 872 and encodes 205 amino acids.
GUCGGCUAUCGCUGCCAGCUGAAAGCCCGUCCCCGAAUUCGUCUAGCAAGCCCGUCCACAAAUAGUCUUCUGCUCGCCUCUCCGGAAUAAGGGAGAGGCGCAAGAGUCGGAAGUAAUGGCAGCCCUAGAAACUGAUAUCAGCACCGCAACUCAAGGAGGUUCUUUCGACAUCUUCUGACAACAGUGUCCCAGAGAGCCUGGACUAUCUUGGCGUAACAACCCGGGCUAUAUCGCCUUUCGAUGCUUUUCAUCUAAUGUUCGGUUGGGAUACAUACGUCCCGGGACAUUCCCCGCCUUUGGAUCCCCGGCUUGGUCCAGACCAGGCGUCCGAGAGGGAAGUUCGGAGCGGGAGAGCCCAUACUCGCAACGAGUUUGGCAACGCCCAAGGGGACGCAAUCCAAGGCGCGAUGAACAUGGUCCCUUCGCUACCAACACAUUCAUACCGCGACCACGGAUCUCCUGCCGACCUCCAUGGUAGCUUCCAAACCGGCCUUGUCGGGACUUCCGAAAUGCAAGGCUACACCGGAAUGCCCAAUGUGCCGUCGUCAAACACCAACGAUGCCAAUGCGACACGCAUGGCGGAUUCGGUCGAUGAGACCCUACAACCCAAGCCCUCAGGUGGCAGCAACAGGCGCAGGGUUCGAAACUACGCAGUCGACGACACAGGCUCGGUUGACGAAGACAAUUCCAGCACCAUCAGGAGACAGCGCAACAACAUCGCCGCCCGCCGGUAUCGCCAGAAGGGCCGCGACCGUAUCGCCGAGUUGGAGUCCGCCCUGAGGGUCGUGGAGGAAGAGCGAGACCGGCUCAAAUUGGAGCUUGCGAGGAAAGAGGCCGAGGUUGACGCGUUGAGGGAAGUUUUGAGAAAGUAGAGAGCUGUUCCGUCUAGAGAUGAGUCCCUUUUGUUAGUAAUGCGGUCGAGUAAGAGGAUUAUGAUCAGGACAAAGAGCCUGGGCAGCAGAAAGGGGUUCGCAACACACACACACACACACACACACACGUAUUCCUGCUGGUCAGGGUAAAUCUGCCUGCUAUGGUUUACCUGGAAGAUGGAACUUGGGCAGUACCGCUAUUAGAGAAUCAAGAGCAAACAGAUUAGAAAUAGGAACCAUGUUGAUACGA